Molecule: messenger RNA, 2128 nt
Organism: Camelina sativa (false flax)
Lineage: Eukaryota; Viridiplantae; Streptophyta; Magnoliopsida; Brassicales; Brassicaceae
Product: squamosa promoter-binding-like protein 6
Cellular component (GO): nucleus
Molecular function (GO): DNA binding
Source: RefSeq, a predicted model, not a curated record
CGUUCGUAUCUCCCUUGUACUCUCAGAAGCCAGUAAAUACAACAACAGUACCCAAAUAUUACACACUUCCAAAAUCGAAAAAUUUACAGAAUGAAGAAUAAAAAAUGGAAAAAAAAAAAUAAAAGAGAGGAGGAUGUGGAGAAGAAGAAGAAGAUGGGUUUAGUGGAAAUCAUGUUGACCCAACAAUACAAACAGUAUCUGCUUCGACGUCACCUCUCACCUUAUUCCCUUCGAUUCCUCAUUUUCACUUUUCUCUAUAUCUCUCUCUCUCUCUUUGCUUCCUCCAUCCUCCUCAUACACAGUUCUUCUCUGUUCCUCUCCCUCUUAUUCUCUAAUCUGGUUUGAAUAUAUUUUCGUCAAUUACAUCUGGGUUUUGGUCCUAGUGGAGGAAUCUGUGAAUCGUCGUCUUGGGUUUUCUCAAUUUAAGAAGAAAGCUUCAUACUUUAGGGUUUUGAAUUGCUUAGUUGUAGUUGAAGGAAGCAGAACCUGAUUAGAUAUAUAUAGUGUUCUAACACUUUGUUGAUGGAUUCUUGGAGCUACGGGAGAAGUAUGUUCUUGGGGAAUGGAACUCUUUUACCUUCUGAUUCUUUUGCUGAGAAUAGAAAUUUUGGACAGAGUCUCUCUAAUGGAUUGGAGAAUGAUGAUGAUCAUCAUCAUGUGUUGAUUUCUGACUUGGCUGGUGAUUCCAAUGGAUUUAGUGCUGUUUCCAUUAGCAAAGUGGUUCCUUCCAAUUUGUUGCACGUGGAGGUGGAGGAAGAGGAAGAGGAGGAGAAACAAUCUUCUUCGUCUUCAAAGUUCUCUAGUCAGGAAUUGUCUAGGAUAGAUUUCAAACUUAGGAGCUUUUUGGAUUUACGAAACGAUGUUGAUACCUCCUCUAGUGGUUUUGCUCUGCCAGCUAAAAAGCCUCGAGCUUCAAACCUGUGCUCUCAGAAGCCCUUGUGUCAAGUCUAUGGUUGUAAUUUGGAUCUGAGCUCUUCGAAAGAUUACCACAAAAGGCAUAGAGUUUGCGACACUCAUUCUAAAACUUCUGUGGUCAUAGUUAAUGGUCUUGAACAGAGGUUUUGUCAGCAGUGCAGCAGGUUUCAUUUCCUCUCAGAGUUUGAUGAUGGCAAAAGAAGUUGCAGAAGGCGAUUAGCCGGUCACAAUGAGCGACGAAGGAAACCUGCAUUCUAUUAUUUACCCGGGAAGCGCCAUAAGCUUCUUCGUACCUCUCAAGGUGUGGUAGGCAACAAGUUUCUGGAGAAUUCAUCAGUCAGUGACUUCUCGUUGGUCUUGCCAGAAGAGUUUCCCGGUACUUUCUUAUACAGAGUAAUGGAUGAGCAUGACCACCGUGCUAGUAGUAGACUUGUGAGUUUCAAAGAUGAACCUACAUGCUCCAUGUUUCCUGCCGUUGGGCAAAACAGCAGCAGGGUUUAUGAAUCUAAACCAGCGGUUUAUUCUCCGGAAGUAUCCUCUAUUUGGGACUUACAUGAGUCGGCGUCACGCUCUACUUGUGCUCUCUCUCUUCUGUCAGCUCAGUCCCAACAACAACACAUCCCUGAAACUCCAAACACAACUUUCUCAAUCACCCAACCAAAUCACUCACCAGUAGACUUUAAUCAGAUGGAACGGUUAUGGAUCGAUCCUGGCAAGACCAAUCCUGCUGGAUCUAGUUCAUGUACCGUAAAAAGAUCAUCCACGGUUGAUCUACUACAACUGUCAUCACAUCUGCAAAGAAUCGAACAACAGAGGAACUUUAGUGAUGAUGUGAAGCAAGAAUAUAAUGAACUUUAUUUCACUGGCUCCUAACAAAAAGGUUGCAAACAUUCUUAUUCCUUUGAAACCGGUUCGAGUUUCUUGAAACAGUUCUUGACAAGGACAAGUCUUGCAUGGUUUGAUUAGUUUGUGAAUUUGGUGAGAUAAAUUAGGAUUAGAUGAAUGAAGAUCAGAUCAUGUUACAAGUGUUAUUGUAAUUUGUAACUGUUCUUGUUUAUUAUUAUUCACCAGUCCAUAAUGUUCUGAAGAAACAUAGAUUCAGAUAUCUAUGCCUUCUUCUUUUUUCACACAGUGUUUCAGUCUUUUUAUUUGUUCAGACAAUUUUGAAUAUAUAAUCUGUAAUGAAUAUUCGCUGAGAAAAAGUGAGCUUUCA